AUGUUUACUUCUGAGAAAUUUGCUCUUCGUAAAGUUGUAGAUGAUAAUCCUUCUCUUGCUCCAUCCGAAACCAGGUCAAACCUCAUCUUUCAGAAACCAUUCCUUAGCAACUUUGAAAAUUUGGGUAAACAUUAUUUCGAUUUCACCUCACCUGGUGUUCAAAAUACUUCAAAGGCUACAGAUUUCCAGUUGAAAGAAGAUGAAAAGGGCUCAGCUUUUUCAUCUCUUGGGAUUGUUAAAGACUAUGCAAGCAGAUCAAGAAAAAUGAAUGUCGAUACGAUGAAUGUUCCAAGCUCUAACAAUGAAGAUCCUGAGACAAAUGACCAAAAACUAUCAACUACUGCAAGAAUUCGAAUGGCUAGCCAACAGUUUAUCGAUUCAUAUUCUUCAAAAGAUGAUGAAACCUCCCAACUAAGCCACCCGUUUGCCGUUUCAUUUUCUGGACUAUCUGAUGAUGAAGCUAAAGACAUCCAACUUCUGCUUACUCUUCUUGCCUCCGCUGAGAAAACCGGUCAAAAACAGUUUAAAUGUGCUAUCAAACUCAUCCAGUUAUGCAGCAACAUGUCGUUGAAUGAAGGAAACCCUGUGGAAAGAUUGGUUUACUACUUUUCUGAAGCUAUUCAUAUGAAAAUAAACCGUGAAAUGGGAAGGUUGGCAUGCAAUGAACGUGAAAGUAUUUUCGAUCUUAGAGAAGCGUUGAUGAACGUGGACACGUGCAUCUCUGAGUUUCACCUGAAAGUUCCUUUAUCACAAGUUUGUCAGUUCAGCUCGAUUCAUACAAUAUUCGAAAACUUGAAUAAAGCUACGAAAAUUCAUGUAAUUGAUCUCGAAAGCUGCAGGACUGGGAUCCAAUAUAUAGGUUUGAUGCAAGCGAUCGCAAGUUGCAGUGAAUGGCAUAUCGAUCUUAUCAAGAUAACCGCUGUAGGUACAAGUUCGGAAUCCAAGAUAAAAGAUACCUGUAAGCGUCUUGCUGACUUUGCGAAGUCGAUGAACAUUCCAUUCAGUUUCAAGAUAAUUAUGAUAGGUGAUGUGCUUGAUUUCAAUGUAGAUCUGAUUGAACGCAAUGAAGGUGAAAAGGUUGCGGUCUAUGCGCCAUUCUUCUUAUCAACCCUAAUUGCGAAACCGAACAGUCUUGAAUAUCUUAUGCGUGUGAUUCGGAAGAUCAAACCUUGUGUAACGGUUAUCACGGAAGUGGAAGCAAACCAUACAUCAUCGGCUUUUGUUGAUCGUUUCACCGAAGCUCUUUUCUUUUAUGGUGCACUCUUUGACAGUAUGUCCGAUUGUUUAGCCGACGACGAUCUGAAUAGAAAGGUUAUGGAGUCUGUAUGCUAUGGUAACUCUAUACGCAAUAUUGUGGCAGCUGAUGGAGAUGAGAGAACAAUCCGACACAUUGGCGUUGAUGUUUGGAGGAAAUUCUUUCAACGAUUUGGGAUGCUGGAAAUUGAAUUGACUGAUGCAACAUUGAAUGAAACCAACUUGGUGAUCGGUAACUUCAAAUGUGGGAAUUCUUGUUCGGUUCUUGUUGAUGGUGGAUGCUUCCUUGUUGAAUGGAAAGGCGUACCCAUCUUCUCUGUUUCUGCUUGGAAGUUUAUAUGA
Messenger RNA from Lactuca virosa, 1596 nucleotides. The record is from the annotation of a GenBank genome assembly. Lineage: Eukaryota; Viridiplantae; Streptophyta; Magnoliopsida; Asterales; Asteraceae.